AUGGAUGUGUGCAAGUUGCUUAUGCUAGACAUUGAGGCAGCCGUCAGCGAGCUUUGUCAUGAUGAUUCCGGAUACACGAUUGGAUCCCUCGGAAUCGCAUUGGAUGGAUGUACGAUCGUUGGAAUCAUAGAAGACGGUCCAGCAUUCCAGAGCGAGAAACUGAACCUGGGAGACAAGAUCGUAAAAGUGGACGAGGUUCUUGUCACAGAGAGUUCGAUCAUAUCCGCCAUAGCAGGAGGCGAAGAGGAGCAGGUCGUGAUCGAGGUUCAAAAGUCUACUGGGAGGAACGUCAAGGUGGAGUUAACGCGGGUGAAAUCCCUUGACUUGAUAGCCCUCCAUGAGCUCUCUAGUCAAGUCAAUCUAGCCGUUCACACAUGUGAACACCUGCAAGAGGAGCCGGAAAGCAGCAACGGGAGAAGAGUCUCGGACCUGAUGGGCAUUCUCGGGAAUCUGACGGAACUUUUGAAGCGCUCCUACCACAAGAGACAAAAAGCUAGCUCGAGUUAUCUCUAUCGUUUGCGACGGUCUCAAGAACGAAUGUCUUUGAAUAUCAAAGAUCUGCAAUUGCAAAUGGAGAACAUGAACACGUCGAAUGAAAGUCAGAUGCAAGAUGCUAUGGACGCCAGAGAUAAGAUCAAGCAAGAGUGCAUUGAUCUGAUCAACCAGCUGCAGAUCUCUGAAUCUGUGCUGAAAGGACUUGAAUCUCAACUCAACAAUGCUAUGAUAUCAAUAGAAGAGAGACAGAGACGCCUCGAUGAAGCGACGGAGCGGGAGAAUUCUCUCAAACGAGAGAUUCAAGAGCUUCAAGUGAUGUACAAGCAGGUUGUCGCAGGCCCGUCAUCCAUGGACAACGAGGUGCAGCAAUUAAAAGCAGAAAUCAAAGAGAAGGAGGAAAUAAUCCAGGGAAUGAAAAAGGACUUCAGAUCAAACUCUUCUCCUACAACUCAUGAUGGCAUUCAAGGAUUCAAGCAACAACCCAUUCACUUCCAUCAACCAAACACACCGACACAGAAUUCAAGUCACAUCAAUAAGGAGUUUGGACAGGAUGGAACUUGUUGGUGUAAGAACAUCACGCCGGAAUACGUGCAACAUCUGGAGCUUUCAACAAGCACUUUGGAGAAAGCAGUCGAAACCUUGAAGUUUGAGACUGUCCAUAUGUCGCACGACUACAACAGAUGCAAAAGGAAAUGCAACUCUCUGUUGACUGAGAGAAGCCUGAUCCUCAAGGAAGGCGAGGAAUGGAAGACCAAGCCAUAUGAUUCACGCAUGAACAGGUCACAAGAGAUGAAUAACAUACGUCAGCACAUGCAUGGAAGAGAAGAGAGCAAGAUCUCUCCCAACCCUCCUCCUGUUCAAUAUCUUGCCGGUUCGGGAGAUUCUGCGGGAGAGCUGUCUACCAUUUCCUCUCAAACCUCAAAAGUUCCUUCACCCAGCAAUCAGCGCGUGCAGACUGUCAAGACCUACUCCUCCAUCCCGCAUGUUCCACCCUCACAACCGUCGGGCUACAACUCCUGGCACGGUGAGUUGAGGGUGGCAAGGGGCGGGCAAGGCUCGCAGCAGGUUUACGCUAGGAACGUUCAAGGUUGGAAGAGUCACGCAGACGCUGCAGUGCUGGCAACCAACAACUUUCAAGUCGCCUACCCGCUCGGAGCACCGAUGGUGCACUAUCAGCAACAAUAUGUGUCUGUGCCAGUCCAGGUCCCAUAUCAACAGCAACGUUCUAUGCGAGUAUCGGCAAGAGACAAGACAACGAUGUGGCUGAGGGUGAUGAACUCCGGGUAUGUGGAAUGA
Messenger RNA from Guillardia theta CCMP2712, 1791 nucleotides. RefSeq lists its product as hypothetical. The record is from RefSeq and is a predicted model, not a curated record. Bases 1 to 1791 code for a protein of 596 amino acids. NCBI's taxonomy places the organism in Eukaryota, Cryptophyceae, Pyrenomonadales, Geminigeraceae. The transcript is spliced from 19 exons. Gene Ontology annotation, molecular function: protein binding.